AUGUUCGAUCAAGCUACGACUAUGGGCGAUGGGAUCGCCGAGGACCGCAACCACCACCACCACCACCACCACCGUGGAUCCAACUCUCUGUACGGUGACCGGAUGGACAAAUGCCAUACCGAACUUGGGAGCAGGUCGCCGGUGCAGAGUACAACCGAUACCGCGGGUACAUCGGCGUCAACCCCCACCUCCUCCAGUGAAGAUGGACAUGAUAAACUGGACCCAGUGGACCCAGACUACUGCCAGAGGAUUUUAGUUCGAGAUGCUAAGGGUACCAUCCGGGAGAUCGUGUUGCCAAAGGGUCUCGACCUCGACAGACCAAAACGCACGCGGACCUCCUUCACUGCAGAGCAGCUCUACCGGCUCGAGCUCGAGUUCCAGCGCUGCCAGUAUGUAGUCGGCCGAGAACGCACUGAGCUGGCGAGGCAGCUGAACCUGUCUGAGACACAGGUUAAAGUGUGGUUCCAGAACCGCCGCACCAAGCAGAAGAAGGACACGACCAAGGACUGUGACAAGCACUCCUCCUCCACCUCAGAGUCAAUGGCCACAUGUAACAUUUUGCGUCUCCUCGAACAGGGCCGCCUCCUCUCCGCCCCGCCCCCCAAUCCCCCAUUGGGCCACCACCAAGGAAAUGGCUCCCUAUUGGUCAGCUCCGGAGGGGGCUCCUCCUCGCCAGGCGUGAGUAGGAGCACGCCACCAGGAAAUGGCAUUCUUGGCAUGGGUGGAACUUUCGGGCUGUCACUGCCCUCCCUGGGAGGGACUUCACCUUCGCCACGUCUGGGCAUGCCGCCGCCGCACUCACUGUGCUUCUCAAUGCCGCUGCUAGGGGGCGCUCAUCAUGAACUGGCGUCUGGGUACGGGUGUGGGUCCUCGGCGUUUGAGCCAUACAUGCGGCUGGACAGGAUCUCCAAGGAUGGAGAUCUAAGUGGGAAGAAGAGAGUUUCCUAA
Oncorhynchus masou masou (cherry salmon) is the source of this 948-nucleotide messenger RNA. Its product is annotated as ventral anterior homeobox 2-like. The coding region runs from base 1 to 948 and encodes 315 amino acids. The transcript is spliced from 3 exons. Gene Ontology annotation, molecular function: DNA-binding transcription factor activity, RNA polymerase II-specific; RNA polymerase II cis-regulatory region sequence-specific DNA binding. NCBI's taxonomy places the organism in Eukaryota, Metazoa, Chordata, Actinopteri, Salmoniformes, Salmonidae. Gene Ontology annotation, cellular component: nucleus. The record is from RefSeq and is a predicted model, not a curated record. Gene Ontology annotation, biological process: neuron differentiation; brain development; regulation of transcription by RNA polymerase II.